GAUCUCCUCUGUGUCUUUAGUUCAUAACUUUUUAACUAAUUCAGGCUAUUGAUAAUUCCAAGAUGGUGAAGAUCUGCUGCCUUGGAGCCGGCUAUGUUGGUGGCCCAACCAUGGCUGUCAUCGCCCUUAAGUGCCCAUCCAUUGAAGUGGUUGUUGUUGACAUCUCUGUUGCCCGUAUCUCAGCAUGGAACAGCGACCAGCUCCCAAUCUACGAGCCUGGCCUUGACGAUGUGGUCAAGCAGUGCCGAGGGAGGAACCUGUUUUUCAGUACGGAUCUUGAAAAGCAUGUAUCCGAGGCUGACAUCAUAUUUGUCUCAGUGAACACACCCACCAAAACCCGUGGCCUUGGUGCGGGCAAGGCUGCUGAUCUCACCUACUGGGAGAGUGCAGCCCGUAUGAUUGCUGAUGUCGCCAAGUCCGACAAGAUCGUGGUCGAGAAGUCCACGGUCCCUGUCAAGACCGCUGAGGCCAUCGAGAAGAUCUUGACCCACAACAGCAGAGGCAUCAACUUUCAGAUCCUAUCAAACCCAGAAUUCCUCGCGGAAGGCACGGCCAUCCAAGAUCUAUUCCAGCCUGAUCGAGUGUUGAUCGGUGGCCGGGAGACACCAGAAGGCCAGAAGGCCGUUCGGGCUCUGAAGGAUGUCUAUGCCAACUGGGUGCCUGAGGAUCGGAUUUUAACAACCAAUCUGUGGUCGGCAGAGCUAUCAAAGCUUGCAGCCAAUGCCUUCUUGGCUCAGAGGAUCUCAUCUGUGAAUGCCAUCUCCGCGCUUUGUGAGGCCACCGGGGCCAAUGUGGCUGAGGUGGCCUUUUCGGUGGGGAAGGAUACAAGAAUCGGACCCAAGUUCCUAAAUGCCAGUGUUGGUUUCGGAGGUUCCUGCUUCCAAAAGGAUAUCCUUAAUCUAGUCUACAUUUGUGAGUGCAAUGGCCUUCCUGAGGUGGCCAACUACUGGAAGCAGGUCAUCAAGAUCAAUGAUUACCAGAAGAGCCGGUUUGUGAACCGUGUGGUGUCCUCCAUGUUCAACACCGUUGCCGGUAAGAAAAUUGCUGUGCUCGGGUUUGCAUUCAAGAAGGACACCGGAGACACGAGGGAGACUCCGGCAAUUGAUGUCUGCAAGGGCCUGUUGGGUGACAAGGCCAAGAUCAGCAUCUAUGACCCCCAGGUGACAGAGGACCAGAUCCAACGUGACCUCGCAAUGAACAAGUUCGACUGGGACCACCCAAUCCACCUCCAGCCGAUGAGCCCGACGGCAGUGAAGCAGGUGACCGUGACCUGGGAUGCUUAUGAGGCCACAAAGGGAGCUCAUGGGGUCUGCAUCCUGACCGAAUGGGACGAGUUCAAGUCGCUCGACUACAAGAAAAUCUAUGACAACAUGCAGAAGCCGGCAUUCGUAUUUGAUGGGCGCAAUGUCGUGGAUCCAGAAAAGCUGAGGGAAAUUGGCUUCAUUGUUUACUCAAUUGGGAAGCCACUGGAUCCUUGGCUCAAGGACAUGCCUGCUGUGGCCUAAAUGGCAGCCGCCUUAGAAAGGCGCCGCGGGGGAGAGAGAGAGGAGAUUGGUUGGAAUAUCGAGGGCUCUUUCAAGUUUGGAUUUAAGAUUCUUUAAAAUUGUUGUUCCUUUUGUUUAAGAUUUGGUGUUUCCUUGAUGGUCUAUUGUUCCCAAAUUAUAGUUAGGCAUGGCAGGGUCAUCUCUAUGUUUCCUCUGCCACUUUUGGUCCUACGAUGCAUUAUAUGGACUGUCUUCUGCCGCAUUUAAAUAGAGCUAUAUCUAUUACUCUUCUC
Messenger RNA from Elaeis guineensis (African oil palm), 1777 nucleotides. Its product is annotated as UDP-glucose 6-dehydrogenase 4. The record is from RefSeq and is a predicted model, not a curated record. NCBI's taxonomy places the organism in Eukaryota, Viridiplantae, Streptophyta, Magnoliopsida, Arecales, Arecaceae. Gene Ontology annotation, cellular component: nucleus. Gene Ontology annotation, molecular function: UDP-glucose 6-dehydrogenase activity; NAD binding. Gene Ontology annotation, biological process: glycosaminoglycan biosynthetic process.